UUAUUUCUGGACUUAAAAGCGUUUUGGUUCGCUGGAAUUCGACGGAGGAGAAACGUCGGUGUUUACACGCGGAUGGCGAGCGUUUUGGCCCCUUCCGCCACUGUCCGGCCCAUCGCCGGCGGUUACGCGUCGCCGCUUCCGUCCCGGCUGACGCCCACCAAAGUCCACUAUAACCCUCAGCCCUUGCGAUCUAUGAAGAAGAGCAAGAAGAACGCUGCCGCCUCACAAUCUUCCCGCCUUCCCCUCCUCCCCACCGUCAUCACGCCCAAUCUCAGGCUUCGUCCCCAAGCGCAAGGCCCCGAUUACUCGUCCCCGUCCCCCUCGGAUGAUGCGACAGAGGACGCCUUUUCUUGGUCUUCCGUCGUUAUACCGUUCUUGUUCCCUGCUUUGGGUGGUCUUCUCUUCGGUUAUGACAUUGGUGCCACGUCCGGAGCUUCCAUCUCUCUCCAAUCUCCUGAGCUCAGUGGUACCACCUGGUUCAACCUCUCAGCUGUGCAACUCGGGCUUGUGGUGAGUGGUUCACUUUAUGGAGCUCUUGCGGGAUCCCUCAUUGCAUACCCCACUUCUGAUUUUCUUGGAAGAAGAAGAGAAUUGAUCACAGCUUCUGUGCUAUAUCUUGUUGGUGGAUUGGUCACGGGAUGUGCUCCCGAUCUUGUUGUUCUUAUUAUUGGUCGACUUAUUUAUGGCAUUGGUAUAGGUAUGGCCAUGCAUGGUGCUCCUCUUUAUAUUGCAGAGACAUCCCCAUCGCAAAUACGUGGAACAUUGAUAUCUCUCAAGGAGCUUUUUAUUGUUCUUGGGAUAUUGUUGGGGUAUCUUGUGGGAAGUGUUGAGAUUACUGCCGUCGGAGGGUGGCGGUACAUGUAUGGUUUGAGUGCUCCAAUUGCACUUGCAAUGGCUAUGGGCAUGUGGACUCUGCCACCAUCUCCAAGAUGGUUACUUCUCAGGGCAGUUCAAGGGAAGGGAGCUUUAGAGGAUUAUAAAGAAAAGGCUAUGAAUGCCUUGGCCAAGCUUCGUGGUCGUCCAGCUGGUGAUAAAAUAUCCGAGAGACAAAUAGAUGAAACUCUGGUUUCACUGAAGGCUGCAUAUGCCGAGGAGGAAUCUGAAGGCAGUUUAUUGGAGGUAUUUCAAGGAGCAAGUUUGAAGGCUUUUAUAAUUGGAGGAGGAUUGGUCCUAUUCCAGCAGAUAACUGGGCAACCAAGUGUUUUGUACUAUGCUACUUCAAUCCUUCAGAGUGCUGGAUUUUCAGCUGCAUCUGAUGCUGCUAGAGUUUCUGUUGUGAUUGGGCUAUUUAAGCUGCUGAUGACUGGGAUAGCUGUUUUGAAAGUUGACAACCUUGGGAGACGGCCGUUGUUGAUAGGAGGUGUUGGUGGAAUUGUGCUCUCUUUGUUCCUUCUUGCAGCAUAUUACAAUGUUCUUGGAAGCCUUCCCCUGGUGGCAGUAGGUGCUUUGCUUCUGUACGUUGGCUCAUACCAGGUAUCGUUCGGUCCAAUUAGUUGGCUGAUGGUGUCAGAAAUAUUUCCACUCCGUACAAGAGGACGCGGAAUCAGUCUUGCAGUUCUUACUAACUUCGGAUCAAAUGCACUAGUCACAUUUGCUUUUUCACCCCUGAAGGAGCUUCUUGGACCAGCUAAUAUUUUUCUUCUCUUCGGGGCCAUUGCAUUGCUGUCGCUUGCUUUCGUCUUCUUCUAUGUUCCGGAGACAAAAGGCUUGAGUUUGGAGGAAAUCGAAGCCAAGAUCUUGAAUUGAAGGCCUCCAUCAUCUUGCUUUCCAUCCAAACAUGACAGUAAAUACUGUUUUUGUUGCUUAUGUGCCUCAUGCUUAAUGUAAUAAGCAAACUAUGGUGGACAAUAGUCUUCUCAAAUGUACAUUCUACAAAUUCUAUCUCACUUUUUUACAUACUAUUUAUUGACGCAGCCACAGCUUUCUUUUUCUGGUCUUUAAUAAGAUUUACUUUUGGUCCAAA
Messenger RNA from Musa acuminata subsp. malaccensis (wild Malaysian banana), 1963 nucleotides. Its product is annotated as D-xylose-proton symporter-like 3, chloroplastic. The record is from RefSeq and is a predicted model, not a curated record. Gene Ontology annotation, cellular component: membrane. NCBI's taxonomy places the organism in Eukaryota, Viridiplantae, Streptophyta, Magnoliopsida, Zingiberales, Musaceae. Gene Ontology annotation, biological process: D-glucose transmembrane transport. Gene Ontology annotation, molecular function: symporter activity.